AUGGCUCAAUCACAACCGCCGCCAUCCCGACCUCCUCUCCCACAGUCUCAGACAUCCUUUCAACGUGAUUUCCCCGCCUCGAAUGGAAGACCUAGUCCUCUGGGCGCUCAGUCCCCGCCGAUGGCUCUCGGUUAUUCCUCUCCUUCACCUCAGCAAUUCUCGCCUCAGCAAUACUCUCAGCCACCCGCUGCGAAACGACCUCGACUCUCCCCCGAUGCCCAGUCUCCUUUUCCUACACAGAGCCAUCCUCCCACGCCCAAUGCACAACCAACGACCCCCGGUGGUACUUCUACCAUGAAUGGCUCUGCGCCUCCUGGUUCUCGACCCGGGCUGAUGCCUCCGCCGCAGCGACCGACAGACAAGGAAGAUCGGAACUAUGAAGACAUCUUGUCAGGCACCGGAAUCGAUAUUGAAGAGGAGCGUAGAAUGUUGGUCAGACCGGACUACUAUGGAAGUUCGACACCGCAGACGUCAUUCCAGUCGCAGCCAGGGAGCUUUGAAUACCACAGCAAUUCGUUUGGACGACCUACGUCGAGUGGAGGAGUGCAAGGUCCUCAACGAGAGCAGGAUAAUGGCCAGAAUCGAGCACCGGAGUAUCAGCCGACGGCGGAGGAGAUCAAACAACGUGAAGAGGCACGCGCUGAUUGGGAAGCUGCAAGACACAGUCAACAUCCCUUAUGGGACAUGUUUCUGUUGGGCGGCGCCCUAAAUGAAAAAAUUCGCAACGUCAGCAUCACCGAGCAUUUGGUUGAUCCACAGUCGGGAGUCUUGGUGAACACACAGAAACAUGCGCCUCCACCCACAGUGCGCGUCAACGGGCUUGAAGGUGCUUCUCGUGUCAUCGACAAGGGUCAGGCCAUCCUCGACACCGGGCAAAAAGGCGAGCGUCUCUCAGACAUUAUGAAAGUUCUAAGUUUGGCGGCCAAGGCUCGAAUGACCGGACUCAUCAGUACCUCUGCCAGGCUAACGCAGGAACGACGACAACACUCCAAAGGAAAGAUCCCUGAUGAAUGGCAGGACAUAGCGAUCGUGGCGAAACCGGCCACUGAUGUGCAAGAGGGUGCGCCGAGUCCAGUUGGCAGCUCAAGUUUAAAGCGCACACAUUCUCAGGCAAAUAGUGAGCCGUCCAUCUCAGGUGAUCAAGUCCCAGGUCCGGCACGCCUUGUUGUGGCCAUGGAAAGUGUGUCACAAGCGGAACGAACCGCAGAAGAGGCCCGACGGCAGAAAAGACUGAAACGACGAGCCGCAGCAAAUGCAGAAGGAACACCAGGAGCAGCAGGGACUGAUUCCACACCAGACAUCGCACUCGCUGCCGCCCUUGAGACCGAAAAGAAGACUACGAAGAAGGAGAGGAAAUUAGCAGAGUCCAAGUUUUCGGAACAGCAGCAACACAAGUCUGCGAACGAAGCAGCACGCAUGGCCGUGUCAGGUCUUCUCGGAAGCCGCUUUGGCGGUAAGAAUAAAAGAACGUACGAUUGGAUGAACGCCGGCAAAGGUGGAGGAGCGAGUCCAGCAGGGACUCCAGGAAGACCUUUGGCAUCAGGCACUACAUCGGCAGCAGGCACACCGGGUCCUGACAGAACUCGAGCAGUGCCUAAGGAGAAGCAAAUCGGCCAAUGGGAUGAGGAGAAAGAAGCCAAAAUCCAGGCUCGGGAUGUGUUUCUUGUGCUUGAAAGUGACGGACGAGCCUCGCGGUCUUUUGUGCGAGGGCUGAGUUUGCCGGAAAAUUGA
Molecule: messenger RNA, 1731 nt
Organism: Rhinocladiella mackenziei CBS 650.93
Lineage: Eukaryota; Fungi; Ascomycota; Eurotiomycetes; Chaetothyriales; Herpotrichiellaceae
Exons: 2
Coding region: 1-1731 (576 amino acids)
Biological process (GO): DNA-templated transcription initiation
Cellular component (GO): transcription factor TFIID complex
Source: RefSeq, a predicted model, not a curated record